Messenger RNA from Oncorhynchus mykiss (rainbow trout), 2583 nucleotides. It is a transcript of the gene ak8, whose product is annotated as adenylate kinase 8. Gene Ontology annotation, molecular function: AMP kinase activity; ATP binding. The record is from RefSeq and is a predicted model, not a curated record. Lineage: Eukaryota; Metazoa; Chordata; Actinopteri; Salmoniformes; Salmonidae. Gene Ontology annotation, biological process: nucleobase-containing compound metabolic process.
UGUGACCUCUAGGGCUGCUAUGAAAAGGACCUGCUGCAGUUUGAAGAUGUUGUGAGUGUGUAAUGGCCUUCAACCUCUCCCUUGCCAGUUGUGCACACUCGUCAACAGGAAAAUGCCAUUUGAGAUGGAUAAGUUUACAAUAUGGAGCUGCAGCCCAAUACAUAUACUCUGCUGCUCUGGACAAAGUCUCUAGACAGACAGCCUUGUACCAAUGUAAGUACUGGAUUUUCGAGACAACUCUGGAAAGGUCAUAAUAAAUACAAUUUACCUGCGGGUCUAUGUGCCGAGUCAGUCUAGCAGUAUCAAUAUUUUUUAAUUUGGAUACAAAGUUACAAAUAGCGCAGAAUGUUGCUAAAUGAUAGACACGGAUGUGUAGUACAUGAUUGACAACGAAGCACUGUGGUCUCAGAAUGUUGUCUUGGGAAGUCGAACCAACAAUCAACGAGCGUUCUGACGUUGCUGGGCAACAUGACACCAAUUACGUUUUCCUUAGCAACGUGUGAAUGCGCUUUGGCAAGCGACUUGGAUUCAUGUUAUAAGCGGGUAAGAAAAUAUUUUACAGUUUUCCCAAAGCCAGUUCCAAACUAAGCUAUCUACUUAGCCACAUUUCAUUAGAUAUUGUACAAUAAUUGUACAGGUUAAUGAGUUUUGUCGAAACGCCAUAUUUACUGAGUCAGAAUUUGAUAGUUAGCAUUUUGGUUAGCAAAGAGCAAAAAACACGUAACGUUAGCUUGUUUACUUCGACUAGCUUGGUCAGUCAAUCUCUCAGCCAGAGGGCCUAGAAGUAGGACCAACGGGGUCUCAGAGGGCUUUCAGGGGGUCCCUGAAAAAACAGCUAAAUUAGCAACAAAACCAAAUUAUAGCGCUCACAUUCAAUGGAAUAACUAUUUGACAUCCAGACAUUAAAACAUUUCAUUGUGCAAUUGCAUGGCAAAGUUGUUUCGUAUUCAUUUUAUGUUACUUGUUACACAAUAUCCCACCUUUUCCCCAUCAAACAGACUGCAAAUCACCUUAUUGCAAUGGAUGAAACGGCAAAACCCCUAAGAAUUCCACCUGAAAUGGCUAUUUAUGCAGAGAAGCAUGAAAUAUUUGAUUUAGUCCAGACAUUGGUGACAAAUCUUAUGGUUGAUAAGCCAGAGGAUCCCAUCCAGUAUCUAAUUGUUCUUCUCAAAAGGGGCAGUGUUCAGGUACCCAGAGUGAUGUUGUUAGGUCCACCUGCAUCAGGGAAAAGAACUGUUGCCAGGAAGCUGUGUGAACACACUCAAGUGAUCCAUAUUACAGACAGCAACAUUCUGAAGGAAGACACUGACCUAACAAAGAAGGCACUACAAUACAAAGCCAAGCAACAGGACAUCCCAGGUGACCUUUGGAUUAAGUUGAUUCAGCAACGGCUGUCGAAAAUAGACUGUGUCCGACGGGGUUGGGUGUUGGAGGGGAUACCUCAGACACGAGAGGAGGCCCUGUCCCUACAGGAGGCUGGAGUUGCCCCAAAUCAUGUGGUGUUGCUGGAGGCACCCGAUGCAGUGCUGAUUGAACGGAGUCAGGGCAAGAGAAUAGACCCUGUCACAGGAGAUGUGUACCACGUCACGUUCAUUUGGCCCGAGGACAAGGAAGUGGUGCAGCGGUUAGAGCGCCAGAAGGCCGUGUCAGAAGAGCAGCUUGUCGCCCAGCUGAUGCAGCACCAUCGCGAGGUUCACGCCCUGCGUAAGACCUACCGCAACUGCCUGAAGGGCAUUGAUGCCGACCAACCGCAUGUGGACGUAUUUGACCAAGUUCUGACGUACAUUCUCUCGCGGCACUGUUCUGUGGCCCCUCACACCCCCAGGGUCCUCCUAUUUGGGCCCCCUGGCUCAGGCAAGAGUCUGCAGGCGAAACUUAUCUCUCAGAAAUACAACAUUGUCAAUCUUUGCUGCGGUGAGCUUCUGGAGGCGGUUUCUGCAGACGCGACCAAUAUGGGAGAACUCAUUAAACCUUACUUGGAAUCUGGACAACAAGUGCCUGAUAGUAUGGUGCUGCAGAUCCUGACAGAGCGUCUCAGCAGGCUGGACUGUACCACACGAGGCUGGGUGCUGCAUGGCUUCCCCAGAGACCUGGAGCAGGCAGAGAAACUCCAGGAGUCCAACUUCAUCCCCAGCAGGGUCUUCUUUUUGGAGAUGACAGACGAUGUGGCCAUCGAGAGAGUCACUCUGAGGUCAAUCGACCCUGUCACUGGGGAGAGAUACCACUCACUGUAUAAACCAGCCCCCAGUCCUGAGGUGCAGACCCGUCUGCAGUUCAAUCCCAAGGACUCCGAGGCCCAACUGCUUCAGCAGCUAAAGGAGUACUGGGCCAAUGAUUCCUCCCUGCAGGACCUCUACCCUGAGGCGGUGCAUAUCAACGCUGACCAGGACCCACACACCGUCUUUGAGUCUCUAGAGAGUCGUCUAGUCGGACGUCUUCAAAACGACUCCUGAAUUCUAAUCGAGACCCCCACCCACCCUCAUGAUUUUUACAUUAACACAAGCAGAGUGAAGAUCCUUUUUAGUUAGUAUAGCGUAUUGGAAUCUUAAUUGUAGAAAUAAAAGGAGUUUAUUGUUCAAACCC